Messenger RNA from Cuscuta epithymum, 7532 nucleotides. The record is from the annotation of a GenBank genome assembly. NCBI's taxonomy places the organism in Eukaryota, Viridiplantae, Streptophyta, Magnoliopsida, Solanales, Convolvulaceae.
GUAUAAGGUGUCAUUGGAUAGCCUUUGAAGUCUAGUUUCAUAAUUGAGUGGCCACAAUUCGAGAGGAGAGAGCAAUCAUCCAAAAAUCGAUCUGGAACGAGCAGAGGUCUGUGAACUCGAGCUGUGAGAGUGCUGAGACUGUUUGGUCGAUAUCUUGAGUUUUACAAAUCCAAUUAAGGCGUGUGAGAUACCCACAGAAAGCUCUCAAGACGAGGAAUCCGUGAAGGUCUGGUUUGCAGGAAUCGGAGUUGUGGAAGGCUUCCAAAUCGUCCGAGAAAAACGCAACCUCGCAGGAGAGGAUUUAAUCUUCUAAAGAAUCGAGUUAGCCGGAAAACACCCGUUCUAGGGGCUGUUUUCGUAUCAACGAUUAAGGGUUGAACUAGCACUUUGAGGAGGCUGUUUAACACUCAUAUUUGAGCAAGGAAUCAGUCCCAAAUCCACCUUGACCAAAGAUUUGACCAUUGGACCAAGAAGGGAAAGUUUAAAGCUCAAUUGAGGUUGAGGCUAGAGCUUGCUUCCUGUGCUCGUUGAUCGAGUGAUUCCUUGGAGAGAAGACUUGAAAUGGAACGUGGUGGCAGGAUUACUAGGAAAAACCCGACGGGCCGUGUACCAGUGGAGACUGGACAGGGCAGUCGAAGGACCUCUAGAGCAUCUAGAGGAGCUGGCCGUGGAGGCCGAUCACAGACCGUGAGUGACGGUCAUGUUGACACAGAAAGUGAAACCUACUGGUCCUAUGAGGACUCGACUUACCAACCGGAGACCGAGCCGGUUGAGACCCCUUACGAAGGGGAUGACGAUGAUAUAAGUGAUGAAGAAGGGGAGAAUGACUCCCUAGUCAGAAUUGAGGCACUGCUCCAACAAUACCAGCGGGAGCGCGAGGAAAGGAGGGAACGCCGAAGGCACCGAGGAGGGCGAACUUCGGGUGGGGCUUCAAGAGGAAGAAGCCAUGGCGACUCUAGGGCCCACAUUGAACCACAUGGGGGCCGGGGUGAUGGGGGUCCGAUCAUAAGGAUCUCCAAAUACCUCAAGGAGGCACGAGACUUGGGGUGCAAACCCUUCAAUGGAGCGGGUGACAUCUCGAUCGCCGCGGAAUGGAUCAAGAGGUUGAACGAAGCAGCCCUUGAUAUGCAACUCACCCCCGAGUUUAAGCUAAGGGUGGCGGUGAGGUUGCUUGAAGGGAUGGCAUCCACAUGGUGGGACGGAGCCAAGGGAAAGUAUGGCAAUACCGUGACUUGGGAGGAUUUCCGACAGGAGUUCUUUGCCCAAUACUAUUCAGAUUUUGAGGUGAACAAUAAGAGGAGAGAGUAUACCCUCCUAACCCAAGGUGGCACGAUGACGGUGAGGCAACUUGAACACAAAUUCAGGGAACUCGCGGAAUUCAUACCGGAGUACAUAUGUGAUGAAAACCGUAUGGUGAAUCAUUUCUGGGAUGCCUUGGACCUUGACAUACGCGAGAGGGCAACACAAUUGCCUAAUAUGACGUUUAGUCAAGUGGUCGAACAAGGCCUGAAGGGGGAGAAGGAGUGGGAGGAAAGAAAACGAAGGAACGCCGAGGAGGCGAAAAAGAGAAAGUGGGAGAGUCAUGGCUCCCAAGGUUCCAACAAGAAGGGGAACCAUGGAGGAGGAUCUUUCCGGGCACCGCCGCCACCGUCUAGGGGGAACCAAGGCCCGAGUGGGCAAGGCUCGAGGUCACAAACCUCGGUGAUAACUCGUUGCAACAAUUGCAAGAAGAAUCACUCCGGUAAGUGUCGCGACCCCCCUAGAUGUUUCCAAUGUGGGGAUGCCGGACACUUGAAGGCGCAUUGCCCCCAGUUGGGUGGGGCAAGGACAUCGGGACCAAGUAGCGGGGCUGCGGGAAGUAGAAACCAAGCCGGGGGUUCCCAAGUAACCAGGGGGCAAGGGGGAGCAAGCGCGAGUAACGCGCCGUCCGUGAAUCAAGGAAGGACGCAAGCUAGAGUCUACGCAAUGACCGAGGCUGAUGCUCGGGCUAAUCCCGACUCCGUCGCAGGUAAUACACUUAUUCGGGUCAUUUCUAGGCUUAUUUUGAUCAUAUACGUCGUUGGGAUUGAGUACGGGCCACCCCGGGGUCAAACUGGGUGAGUCAGGCCGAAUCGGGCUGGAAACAGCCACUGCUGGCCAGGCACGCCCGCAGGCACGCCGUGCCUGGCAUCGUGCCUGGAAGGCAGUGGCACCCGAAGGAAAGAAAAAAAAAAAAAAUUUUGGGCCAGGCACGCCGUGCCUGGCGUCGUGCCUGGAAGGCAGUGGCGUCCGAAGUAUUUUUUGGCCAGGCACGGCCGUAGGCACGCCGUGCCUGGCAUCGUGCCUGGCCGGCAGUGGCACGCAGGGUAAGUUCGUUGCACGCACGGUCGUGCGUGCCACCCAGGCACGCCGUGCGUGGGCCCCAGAACCCGAAAAUCGAAUUUUUUCGCUCCGUUCUUUUACGUUUGGACCCCCGAUUGAUUCCAAACCUUAGUAUUUACUUAAUAACCUCCUAAGGUGUGCAAAAACAUUAGAAAAUGUAUCUCACAUGGUGUAUAAAUGUAGGAACAUUAAAGAUUAAUGGGAGAUGUGCGAGAAUCCUCAUCGAUACUGGGGCGCAACGAUCAUUUGUGAGUGAGGCAUUCGCCGGGGGAUUCAACGUACCCCUGAUACCGAUGGCUCAAGCCCUAUUGGUAUCCACACCCCUAGGGGAAGACAUCGAGAGAGAUAGCCACUAUCCAUCGUGUGAGGUGGAAGUGGAGGGUCAAAACUUGUCGUGUGAUUUCGUGCCGCUGAGUAUGAUUGAGUUCGAUGCAAUCCUGGGUAUGGAUUGGCUUGAGAAGCAUCAUGCUAGGGUCGAUUGUUACACGAAAGUACUUGAACUCGAAGGCAAUGAAGGGGUAACCUUACGCUUCAAGGGGGAUAGGGCAAAAUCCAAUAGUUGCAUCAUAUCCGCUGUGAGGGCUAAGAAUAUGAUGAGGAAGGGGUGUCAUGCAUAUCUAGCAUAUGUAGUGGACAAAACCAAAGAAGAGACGAGUAUUGAUGAUGUUAGGGUAGUAUGCAAGUAUCCGGACGUCUUUCCUAAAGACUUACCGGGACUUCCACCCGAUAGGGAGAUUGAGUUCGUGAUCGAGGUCGAGCCCGGCACCAAACCAAUCUCCAUACCGCCAUACCGUAUGGCACCCGCUGAACUUAACGAGUUAAAAACCCAAUUGCAAGAGCUUUUGGAUAACGGUUUCAUCAGACCAAGCCACUCCCCAUGGGGAGCACCGGUCCUUUUUGUGAAAAAGAAGGAUGGAACACUUCGAAUGUGCAUUGACUAUCGUCAACUGAACAAGGUCACAAUCAAGAAUAGGUAUCCCUUGCCUAGGAUUGAUGACUUGUUUGAUCAACUACGAGGAGCAACCGUGUUUUCAAAGAUUGACUUGAGGUCGGGGUACCAUCAAUUGAAGAUUAAGGAGGAUGACAUACCGAAGAGUGCUUUCCGCACGAGGUAUGGGCAUUUUGAGUUCCUUGUUAUGUCGUUUGGGUUAACAAACGCCCCGGCGGCAUUCAUGGACUUAAUGAACCGAGUAUUUCACAAAUACUUGGACCGAUUCGUGAUUGUGUUCAUUGAUGACAUCUUGAUCUACUCAAAGAGUGAGGGAGAGCAUGAGGAGCACUUGAUACUUGUUCUUGAGACACUACGGGAGAAGCAACUCUAUGCCAAAUUUUCUAAAUGUGAAUUUUGGCUUAAGGAGAUUGGCUUUCUCGGGCACGUGGUUUCGGGAUCGGGGAUUGCUGUUGAUAACAAGAAGAUAGAAGCCAUUACUGAAUGGGAGAGGCCAAAGAACGUCAAGGAAAUUCGUAGUUUCCUUGGAUUGGCAGGCUACUAUAGAAAGUUCGUGGAAAAGUUCUCUGUUUUGGCAUCGCCAUUGACGAAGCUCACUCGUAAAGGAGCUAAGUUUGUAUGGGAUGACAAAUGUGAGAAAGGGUUCAUGGAACUAAAGAAGAGAUUGACUGAGGCACCGGUACUUGCAUUACCCAAACAGGGUGUGGGGUACGAUGUCUAUAGUGACGCGAGCAUCCAAGGGUUUGGGUGUGUGCUGAUGCAGGAAGGGAGGGUAAUUGCCUAUGCUUCACGACAGUUGAAGAAGCAUGAGGUAAAUUAUCCUACCCAUGAUUUGGAGCUGGGAGCGGUGGUGUUUGCACUGAAGAUUUGGAGACAUUAUCUCUACGGAGAGACAUGUCACAUAUAUACCGAUCAUAAGAGCUUGAAAUACGUGUUUACUCAGAAAGAGCUAAACAUGAGACAGAGACGGUGGAUGGAGUUGAUAAAAGACUACCAUCUGGUGAUAGAGUAUCACCCAGGCAAGGCUAACGUGGUGGCAGAUGCUUUGAGCCGGAAAAGCUCGUCUGGGCCAUUGCUAGCUAAUUUGAGGGCAUUAAGAGCCCAACUGGAGGUAUCCAGCGAUGGUGCCUUAUUGGCACGAUUUGAGGUGAGACCUACUUUACUUGAUGAGAUCAAGAAGGGUCAGGAAACCGACGAAGAAAUUAUGAAGAUCCGGGAACGCAUGCAAGCGGGACCGGUGGAGGACUUCCGAGAAAGAGAUGACGGUCUCUUAUUAUUUCGUGACCGAGUGUGUGUACCGGCAGAUGACGAGCUCCGAAAGUCCAUCUUAGAGGAAGCUCAUUCAUCGGCUUAUGCCAUGCACCCGGGGGGCACGAAGAUGUACCGUGACCUGAAGGAGAGUUACUGGUGGUCAGGUAUGAAGAGAGAAAUAGCCGAAUAUAUCAGUCGAUGCCUUACUUGUCAACAAGUUAAGGCAGAGCAUCAGCAUCCAGCGGGCUUAUUGCAACCACUUUCCAUUCCUGAAUGGAAGUGGGAACACGUGACUAUGGAUUUUGUGGUAGGGUUGCCACGGACGAUCAGGAACUAUGAUGCAGUUUGGGUUGUUGUAGAUAGGCUCACAAAGAGUGCACACUUCUUACCUAUCAACACUACUUACCCACUCGAGAGGUUAGCCAAAUUGUACACGGAUGAGAUCGUGAGGCUACAUGGGGUUCCAGUGACCAUUGUAUCUGAUAGAGACCCACGAUUCACAUCACGUUUUUGGCCGAAAUUUCAGGAGUCUAUGGGAACGAGGCUGAAGUUCAGUACUGCUUUCCACCCACAGACGGAUGGGCAGUCUGAAAGAGUCAUACAGAUUUUAGAAGACAUGCUGAGGGCUUGUGCAUUGGAGUUCCAAGGAAGUUGGGACAACCACUUAGCACUUGUGGAGUUUGCCUAUAACAACAGUUAUCAGGCGAGCAUUGGCAUGCCUCCAUACGAGGCAUUGUAUGGGAGGAGGUGCCGUACACCGUUAUGCUGGGACGAAGUUGGCAUGGCCAAACUCGAGGGUACUGAGUUGGUUGAGGUCACCAAAUCAAAGGUGAAAUUGAUUCGAGAGAGACUCAAAGCGGCUCAGGAUAGGCAAAAGAGUUAAGCAGAUAAGCGUCGAAGAACCUUAGAGUUUAAGGUUGAUGACGAGGUAUUCUUGAAAGUUUCUCCUUGGAAAGGAAUCAUUCGAUUUCAAACCCGAGGGAAGCUUAACCCACGGUACAUAGGCCCAUUCAGAAUUAUAGAGAGGAUUGGGGCCGUUGCAUAUCGGCUACAGUUGACUCCUGAGUUAGAGAAGAUACAUAAUGUGUUUCAUGUAUCCAUGCUUAAGAAGUAUGUGCAUGAUCCCUCUCACGUAUUGGAGAAGCCACCUGUAGAGGUACGUGAGGAUUUGAACUACGUUGUUCAACCUAUCAAGGUCACCGAUAGAAAAGUGAAGAAACUGAGGAGCAAAGAAGUCCCAAUGGUUAAAGUCAUGUGGAAGAGCGAUCGGAUCGAGGAAGAGACAUGGGAAACAGAGACUUUGAUGAGGAAGCAGUAUGCUUUCCUAUUCGAGUAGAGCUGUGAAUUUCGGGGACGAAAUUCCUGUUAAGGGGGGGUGAACUUGUGACACCGCACCCGAACGUCCUUGAAAAUUUCAUUCUUAAAUUCAAAGUGAUGUAUUGAAUUUCCGAUUUGAAAACAAUGGAAAAACGAUUAAUAUUUUACGUAGCACAUGAUUGUAUAUUUGUAUUGUUCAAACCCGUAUUCUUUCGUAAUAUCCAUCAAGUAAAUUAUUGGGAUGAGCCUACACAUAUUGGAGAUCAAUAAUGUGAUUUAGGAAGUUGACUUGUUCUAAAUAAAUUAGGAUGAGUACAAAAAGACAUCUUUUGACAAAGAUAAAACAAUAGGACCCAUUUUCCUCAUUUUUGGAAGUAUUGGUAGAUAAUUUGAAUCCAAAAAUGAUUGGGAUCAAUUGGGAACCACUCCACAUGACAUUAGUACCUGCAAGACAAAUAAAAAUGGGUUAGGAAACUUACCUGGGCCGACCACCAUGGAGAGGAGCUGCACAAGACUUGAUAGGAAUCAAAUUUUGGGGCCACCACCACUGUUUUCGCACAAACAGGUGUGCUGUUUUGUCUCCCUUCAUUUUGAGAGUUGUACUCGUCCAAAUGAGGUGUAUAAGGUGUCAUUGGAUAGCCUUUGAAGUCUAGUUUCAUAAUUGAGUGGCCACAAUUCGAGAGGAGAGAGCAAUCAUCCAAAAAUCGAUCUGGAACGAGCAGAGGUCUGUGAACUCGAGCUGUGAGAGUGCUGAGACUGUUUGGUCGAUAUCUUGAGUUUUACAAAUCCAAUUAAGGCGUGUGAGAUACCCACAGAAAGCUCUCAAGACGAGGAAUCCGUGAAGGUCUGGUUUGCAGGAAUCGGAGUUGUGGAAGGCUUCCAAAUCGUCCGAGAAAAACGCAACCUCGCAGGAGAGGAUUUAAUCUUCUAAAGAAUCGAGUUAGCCGGAAAACACCCGUUCUAGGGGCUGUUUUCGUAUCAACGAUUAAGGGUUGAACUAGCACUUUGAGGAGGCUGUUUAACACUCAUAUUUGAGCAAGGAAUCAGUCCCAAAUCCACCUUGACCAAAGAUUUGACCAUUGGACCAAGAAGGGAAAGUUUAAAGCUCAAUUGAGGUUGAGGCUAGAGCUUGCUUCCUGUGCUCGUUGAUCGAGUGAUUCCUUGGAGAGAAGACUUGGCAGUUGAUGUGAACUCUGAACUCAUUUGCAUCCAUGACUCUGCAGAAGAUAUUGAUUGACAAGGGACAUUGCAUUUCUACGGACUCUCAUAGACUUGGGGUUAUUAUAUGGCUUAUAUGUUCCCGAUUAGUGUACCUCAGCUCCUAAUAAUUUCUUUAUUUAUGACGGGUGCUUCCUAGGAAUUCAUGUGGUCCUGGACAAGUUUAUUUUCUUGCAGGAUAUAUGGGUCAUUCAAGGUUGCAUCAAUGUAUUCAAUCCUUGGUGUCUUUUUUUAAUUAGGUAUAAGAUUGACCAUUUUUGCAGGUUUAAGUCUUUGUAAAGGCCUUGUACUCACUGUAAUAUUGUAUACCUUUUUGGGACACAAUACUCUUAUAAAGUUGGUUAUUUUAAAUAAUCGAAGUUAUUAGCAUUUUUUUUGGUAUUGGAUGUGUACCUUGAAUACAUGUUACUUUAUAUGAGUGGUGACUUUAUUUUAC